This is a messenger RNA of Plasmodium malariae, 522 nucleotides long. RefSeq names its product conserved Plasmodium protein, unknown function. Lineage: Eukaryota; Apicomplexa; Aconoidasida; Haemosporida; Plasmodiidae. The record is from RefSeq and is a predicted model, not a curated record. The transcript has a single exon. The coding region runs from base 1 to 522 and encodes 173 amino acids.
AUGAAUGAGCAAAUUCUUUUUGACAAUUUUCCAUUAACAUUUUUGAAUAAUGAAAUAAAUGAUGAAACUUUCGAAGAUACCAAUGAAAAAAAUUAUCGAGAAACAAUAAAAGUAAUUACGGAAAAAUUGAAGCAAUUACGAAUUGAAAUAAGUGAGAAGCACUCAAUAAGGAGUAUGUUAGAGGAAAAAUUAUCCAUGCUAAAAAAGGAAGAACAUGUAAAACAAAAUAAUAUAAAUUAUAUGAUGAAUUUUUGUGAAAAUAAUAAUAUAUAUGAAAGAGAAAUAAUAAAUUACCAAAAUAAUUUAGAUCAUAUAAAGAAGCAAAUACAAAACAGCAAAUGUAAAAUAAAAUUAUUACUAGAAAAAGAAUUUAAAGUUAGGAAACAAUUGCAGUUAAGUUAUAUGCAACUGUAUGACUUAUUAAACGACAGAAUUCAGUACAUUAUUAAUGAUUAUGUAAAGCAUAGAAAAUGUGCAUGUGCAAUAUAUGCGUACCAGCAGGAAAAUAAAGACAAUUCAUGA